Corylus avellana is the source of this 2345-nucleotide messenger RNA. Its product is annotated as LEAF RUST 10 DISEASE-RESISTANCE LOCUS RECEPTOR-LIKE PROTEIN KINASE-like 2.1. The record is from RefSeq and is a predicted model, not a curated record. Gene Ontology annotation, biological process: protein phosphorylation. Gene Ontology annotation, molecular function: ATP binding; protein kinase activity; polysaccharide binding. Lineage: Eukaryota; Viridiplantae; Streptophyta; Magnoliopsida; Fagales; Betulaceae.
CUUUCCCCAGAUUGUGAUAUUCUAUCUUCUUUAAUCUUUAUUCCCCUCCACAGUUUGAAGAUUCAGAAAUGAAAGAGGCAAGCUUUGUAUCACCCAUUUCUCCAAUGAUAACCCACAUGAUCUGCAUCCUCUUCUUUUCCUUCCUAGUCAGAAAAUCCUGUGGUGUGGACGACCCACAGUUCCUAAGGUGCAGAGUUCCCCAAAACUGUGGUGAUGGCCAAAACCUAACAUUCCCCUUCUUCAUCCAAGGUACCCAGCGGGAAAACUACUCUUGUGGCCACCCUGGAUUCCCGAUCUCUUGCAACAUCAAUGGCCAACCCACUUUCACCAUAGUCGAUAGCAACUACUCCAUCCACAAAAUUUUCUACAAAAACCAGACCAUUCGCGUCUCAAACGCUAUCUUUUCUAAUUCAAACACCGAUUGCAUUCCUUUAAUAAAAAACAUAUCCUUUCCUCUUGUCCGAUUUGAGCUAGCACCAAAACAGAGGAAUCUAGUUCUGCUUUAUAAUUUCAGCAACAACUCUUCGGCACUGCCAGGUGAUUUACAGUUUUAUGACGGUUGUUAUGGGGAAAAGGUUCUGGCCCUGUCUGAAGACGACCCGAAGCUGAAGGACGUGUCAAACAAGUGCAAAACUCGGGUGGUAGCUCCCGUUGAAGCUGCUGCUUAUGGGGGUGAGAAUCACGAUGAGAUUAGAGGGGUCCUGGGAAAUGGGUUUUGGCUGAAAUGGAAGGCCAGCGACUGCAGUAUUUGCGAGGAUAGUGGAGGGAUUUGUGGGUCCAAGCUCGACAACAACAGUAACGUCCGUUUCCAGUGCUUCUGCGCCGAUAGACCUCACCAUGUUCGCUGUAGUAUCCCCGGGAGUAACAAAACGAUACUGGCGACAGCAGUAGCCGCUUUAUCUGUUGGAAUUGGAGCUGUGAUGGUUGUAAUCUACUACUUUAGGAGAAAGUACUUACCCAAUAAAAUUAUUUAUUUUUGGAAGAAGGAAAGUCUAAACCAUCAGGCCGUCGAGGACUUUUUAAGAAACUAUGGACCUAUUGCUAUUAGAAGAUACAAUUAUUCAGAAAUCAAGAGAAUGACCAACUUCUUUAUAGAUAAAUUAGGUGAAGGAGGUUAUGGUAGUGUUUACAAGGGAAAGUUAGACGAUGGAUGUCUUGUGGCAGUGAAGGUUUUGAAAGAAUCAAGUGGUAAUGGAGAGGAAUUCAUUAAUGAAGUUGCAAGCAUUAGUAGGACCUCCCAUGUCAACAUUGUCUCUCUUAUGGGCUUUUGCUUUGAAGGUUCUAAAAGAGCUCUUAUCUAUGAGUUUAUGCCUAACGGAUCUCUCGAGAAGUUCAUAUAUAAAGAAAGUUCUUCAAAGGCUAAUCGACAAUUGGAAUGGGAGACAUUAUACAAGAUUGCACUUGGCAUUGCUCGAGGAUUAGAGUACUUACAUAGAGGUUGCAACACACGAAUAUUGCAUUUUGAUAUAAAGCCUCAUAAUAUUCUUUUGGACGAGAGCUUCUGCCCAAAGAUUUCUGAUUUUGGCCUUGCAAAAAUAUGCCCUAGAGAAAAGAGUAUCAUAUCAAUGUUGGGUGCAAGAGGGACUAUAGGAUAUAUAGCUCCAGAAGUAUUUUGUAGAAAUUUUGGAGGAGUAUCUCACAAGUCAGAUGUUUAUAGUUAUGGAAUGAUGGUUUUUGAAAUGGUUAGGGGAAGGAGAAUAGAUGUCAAGAAUGAUAGUACCAGUGAAAUAUUUUUUCCGCAUUGGAUUUACAAGCGCCUUGAACAAGAUGAAGAUCUAGGACUGCAGGGCCUUAUGAAUGAAGAGGAUCACGAAAGUGCAAGGAAGAUGAUAAUAGUGAGUUUAUGGUGCAUACAAACUGACCCUUCAAAUCGGCCACCAAUGAGUAGAGUUGUAAAUAUGUUUGAAGGGAGCCUUGAAUACUUGCAAGUGCCACCCAAGCCUUUCUUGUUUUCGCCAUCAAGAUCAGAAGAUUAUUAGACAACAACGAGGUCACUACAGCAUGAUUAUGUAAAGCCCUAAAAUGCAUAUUUUCUUUAAAAGGAAAUUAUAAUGUUGUGUAGUAACUAGCAUCUUUUGAAGGAAUUGCUUCAAUUGCUUCAAUUAUUAGCUCGUGGAUGCUUAUUACGUCUUUUGUGAGUCCAAUCAAUAUUUAAUCGAGUCUUUUUGUAAGAAAUGGGAACUCACUACAUAGUCUGAAGAAAUUAUAGGCGAAGACUCAAGACUUGCUGCUCUAUUAGCUGAAAAGAUUGCGCAGGAAACAAAGGUUUCUAUGAAGACCUUACUGGGAACAGAGCAAAUUUUUUUUUCUUCCAUUUUUGGCCAUAAUUUCUGCCUUGAUUUGAU